AGCUUUCAUAGUUCUCUAGAUCAGGAGAUGCACAUUUUAUCUAAAAGCGAACGAUAUGUUUUGUGUAGAGAAUUGAAUAGGGAACCCUUUUUCAAAGAAGCUAAGGACAGGUGACGAAAACUGAAAAAACUAUUAAGGAGAUACUGAGACCGCCAUUUAUUCGGCUACAUACGUUAGUUUCUAUAAUUACAUAAUCUCAGAUGUAUUGUUGAAGGGAAAGAAUACGUUUGAAGACGGUAGAAGGUGCAAAAUCUUUUUUUGGUGGCGUUUAGUAUUUAAAUUUUUUCUCACUUUUCUCUUUUUCUAACGGGAAAAUGAACAACCACGUUAGCAUGUUGAAAACAUGCAGAAAUAAUGCUUGGCAUUUUUUGUAUCGCAUCUUAUUCUUACUAUAUUAUUUAGAUUCUGUUAAUCAUAAACGAGAAGAAGCUAAUCGAAAACGGGAAACAGAAAUGGACAAUGCGAUUAAAAUAUGGGAGAAAACAGAUCGUGAUGAGUUCAAACGUCGAGUGGAGAAUAAAACGAAUGAACUUAUUCAAAUAUGGGAAAAUGAGAUUUUAGCUGAACGUAUAUUAUUAAAUGAACAACGAAAAAAUGAAAAUGUCACGGGAAUAAUAUGUUGUAAAAAAUGUAAUCAUGAACUAGGUGAAAUAGCAUGGUUGAAACGUCGAAAUACUGCAUAUUUUAUUACAAACGAAAAUUUUUUCAAAAAAACAACUGUUUCAGCAACACCAUUUACUAGAGUACAAGAAAUUUUAUUUAAAGGUACAUUUCUCCAACGAGGAAAUAAAUCUUUUGAGUCCUACAAAAAGAGCUCAAAACAAGUUUUCGAUAUAAGUUUGGCAGGGAGGGAAGGUGAUGUUAAGUGUCAAUGCGGAUCGAAGCUUGGUGGUUUUCAGAAAUAUUUAGAUAGACGAGAUCUUGGUGAUAUGUGUGCACUCGCUUGCAAAAAUGUUAAAUUUCGACGCGAUAAUGAAACACAAUAUUUUAUGAUUCCAAAAUGGACAGCUGUUCGAGAGUUUUAUGUACCCUUUAUUGAGGAAUUGUGA
Molecule: messenger RNA, 1049 nt
Organism: Didymodactylos carnosus
Lineage: Eukaryota; Metazoa; Rotifera; Eurotatoria; Philodinida; Philodinidae
Source: the annotation of a GenBank genome assembly